AUGGAAUGGAAAGGGGCAAUCAAUUCAAUUGCAGGGGUUAUCCACGUUGUGCCCGCUUCGAAACAGCCUCCAAUCAAAGGGCUUGUGCUGAUCUCGUCCUCAACCGCUGCGUACAUUCCAAUCCCCAAUAAAGAAAGGAUUGUUAUUACCACAGAGAUAUGGAAUGAUGCUGCCAUACAUGCAGCUUGGGAUGAAGAUAUUGCUGCCCAUAACAAGAGAUACAUCGUAUACGGGGCUUCUAGAACCGAGGCCGAGCGUGGGGCAUUCAAAUAG
Messenger RNA from Penicillium manginii, 273 nucleotides. Its product is annotated as NAD(P)-binding protein. Bases 1 to 273 code for a protein of 90 amino acids. Lineage: Eukaryota; Fungi; Ascomycota; Eurotiomycetes; Eurotiales; Aspergillaceae. The record is from RefSeq and is a predicted model, not a curated record. The transcript is spliced from 3 exons.